AUGGUGGGCUACCUUCUGAUCUUCAUUGGCUUUGGACGAUGCUCCAUGUGGGAUGAAACCGUCAGGUUCGCGAACAUCAGCAUGACCAGGACCAAAAAGGCGCAGAUUCGCAUUGCCCAGCCAAAUUCAACCCGGGGAAUCAAAUGUUGGACCAUGAGAGGAAACACCACCCCGCCAGUCGAGGACCCUGCCACGGUGAGCCCAGAAGUAAUCGCCUUCCUUCUGCGAAACCAGGUAUACGGCUGGGAAACAGUCAACAAACCAACAACCACCCUGGAUGUGUCUGAACGGGGUGUAGGGGAAGGGGGAAGGGCAGCCCCCAUCUAUGUAUUCCUUACGGCGGCCAUGGCAGGGGUGAAGAUGAGAGCGCAUCCCAGUCCAGAGCAAACCGAUUGGCUCAGCAUGAACUGA
This is a messenger RNA of Aspergillus affinis, 411 nucleotides long. RefSeq names its product monocarboxylate permease-like protein. The record is from RefSeq and is a predicted model, not a curated record. The transcript has a single exon. The coding region runs from base 1 to 411 and encodes 136 amino acids. NCBI's taxonomy places the organism in Eukaryota, Fungi, Ascomycota, Eurotiomycetes, Eurotiales, Aspergillaceae.